Stylonychia lemnae is the source of this 3792-nucleotide messenger RNA. NCBI's taxonomy places the organism in Eukaryota, Ciliophora, Spirotrichea, Sporadotrichida, Oxytrichidae. The record is from the annotation of a GenBank genome assembly.
AUGUUUCUCGUAGCUGGACAUUGUUAUUAGCCUGUCUAUCAUCAGUUGAGAUUGGCAACCCAGGAAGAACCCCUAGAUGAAGAAGAGUCUCGAGACGAGGAAUUGUAAUAUGCUUCAAAGGAUGUUCAGGAGUCAAGACUGAUAAAAAUAAAUGAUAUUCAGGGGAGUCCCCUUAGUGCAGGUGGAGGUGCAAUGAAGUAAAGUCAUUUAUGCAAAAAGUAAUUGAUUGUUAAAUUGGAAGAAGGACUUCCUGAUCUUAAGAUAUGCAUCGAAGAUGAAACACUAACUUGUGGCUGGCUUAUUGGAGAAGUCACUAGGCGCUACGCUUACCUUAUUGAUUAGCACAAGCAUGAAGGCCAACGAAUAGUUCAUCAUGGAGAGUAACCACCACAUAUAAAAAUAAAGAAAAAAAUUAUUGCGGCUAUCAAAAGUUCCUCUCAAAACGAAAGUCUGGACUUUUGGCUAACCCUCUACAACAGAUCUUUAAAUGCACUAUGGGAUGGGCUAUAGAAAAAAGACUCAGGCCUAUUAUUUGCAAUGAAGGUGAUGGAAAAGAGUUUCGUAAUGAACGAUGGAAAGUUUAGACAAGUAAUGUGUGAGAGGUAAAUAAUGGAAACACUUAAUCAUCCUUUCAUCGUAAAACUACACUGGGCAUUUUAGUCAAGUCAAGAGUUGAAUUUUGUGAUGGAUUUAUGUGCAGGUGGAGAAUUGUUUUAUUUAUUACAUCAGAGAGGUAGGAUGUAGGAAAGACAAGCCAAAUUUUAUUUCGCGGAAAUUCUUCUAGGUCUCGAAUUUAUUCACUCGAAAGGAAUUGUAUAUAGAGAUUUAAAACCAGAAAAUGUACUACUCGAUAUUGAUGGCCAUAUCAAAUUAGCUGAUUUUGGAUUAUCAAAAUAUCUUCCAAGUCUUAUGUCUCUAACAAACUCAUUCUGUGGAUCCCCGGAGUACAUGAGUCCUGAAAUGCUAAAUGGACAAGGCCAUGGUUUCGCUGUUGACUAUUAUAGCUUAGGGGCUAUCCUAUUUGAGAUGUUAACUGGAUUGCCACCGUUUUAUUCAACGGAUAGAAUGUAAAUGUAUCAAGAUAUCGUUGAUUCGAACUUAUCUUACCCUGAUUACUUAAAUCUGUAGGUAGUUGAUCUGCUAAAGAAGCUAUUAUGUAAAGACUAAGCAUAGAGACUAUCAUUUAACUCUAUCAAUAAAAUAAAGACUCAUCCAUGGUGUAAAGAUAUUGAUUGGCCAGGAAUGUUAGAAAAGAGAAUUGAACCACCUUGGUUGCCAGAUAUCACUAAGAGCAAUUUCGAUCCUGAUUAUACUUCAUUACCAUUAGACUUAACAGACUUAAAUUCUUCUCCAGAAUACACUCAAACAAAGAUAAAUGCAAGAAGAUAAAUAUAAAGAAGUGUCUAUUGCUGUAUAGACAACUCAGCAAUGACUUCUUUCUACGAUUCAACAACAAUUGCAGAAAAUUCUGGAUUUUUAUAGAAUCAUCAUAGUGGAUAUCAUGAGAACAUAACUCAAAACAAUCAACUUAAUAUUUAUUCAUCUAGAAGUAAAUUGCUUGAAUUCAGUGCUAAUAAAUCUGCACUAAUGAAAAGCCCUCGAAGCAAAGAAGUUGAAAAAGCUCUUGAUUAAAUGUUUAGAGGGUUUUCCUUUUAUAGCGAGCCUGUAGAAGAAAAAGAAGUCCAAAGACAAAUAAGGGAAUAUUAAAAAAUAAAAGAAUAAUUAAAGAAAAAGAAUUAGUUAUAGGUGAGUAAAAUAAAACCAUAGAAUUAUGAAGAAAUGAAGUAAUAGGCUAGAGGAGAACUUCCUCCUAAAGCUCAAAGAUAAAUAAAUCAUAACAGUAAUAUAAUUCUGGCAAAUAUGAGAGGUGCAACCUAAGCUAUCUAAUAAAAUGCAUAAAGUAUUAUGUAAAAAAGUAAUAGUAAAAAUCAAAUUGUUCUAAGGAGACACGAUCAAUCUAGUAUAAUUGAUGAAGAGAUAAGUAUUGCUCAGGAAUUUAGUCGAGUAGACGAAGAUUCGGAUUUAGAUGAACAGCCAGGGUAAAAGGAUUCUAAGAUUAAUAAAAUAAAGAUAAACAACACAACAGAGAAUAGUAUAACUAGAGCUAAUGAUCUAAAUUCAAGAAUAUUCGAUAGUUAUACUUAGGGAACACUAUCCCCAUCAGGUAUAAUGACAAUGCAAUAAACAGCUGUGAAAGCUUACUUCAAUAAUAAUAGGGCAAAUACCAAGUCUAGUGAUAGUACACCUUUCAAUAAUUAACGAAAAUACAAUGGCACUGAAAAUAAUUCAUUAAUUAGCCAAGUAUGUCAGAAUCCUGAUAACAACUCACUGAAGAAACCUAAAUUUCUAUAAAAAUUCACUAGUUAUCUAACGAAAGAUGAUCCUUAAAAGAAGAAUCUCAUGAAAGAUUUUUCUCCAAUUCAAUCCAAGAAUACUGCUUCAGUAAUUCAAAAUAACAUCAACAAUUAUUCAACUAAUUCAUAAUUUAGUUCUCCAAGCAAAGUAAAGUAAUCUGAUAGAAAUACAUUUAUCAGUGAAAAUAGCUACUAAGGCUCAAUAGUUAAUGCUCAAAUCAUAAACUAAACGAUCUCUGGGGGUUUUAGUAGAAAUAAUUCAGGAAAUAUCAUAACAUCAAUGAGCAAUAAUAACUAGACGACUAAUUAAAGAACAUCAAUGAUUUCAGUAGCUGAUAGUAUUUAGAAUAGCUUAAUGUUUAGUAAUACUUAGUAGUAGGAUACCAUAAAUUCUACAGGACCUCAAUCUGCAGGACCUCAAUCAAUGCUGAUGACUUAAAGCAAGUCAAGAAAUGGAUCAUCUAACUUAGGAAGUGCUAGUUCACAUAAUACUAUUCAUGGAGUCCCGAAUUGUUUGAAGUCAUAAGAACAUAUUCACAAUUCAACAAAAGCAUAGUCGUUAUAUCAAAGGUAAAAAUAGAAUCAGAAUCUGAAUCUAACUCCUUUCAGUAUAAUUGAAACAUCUUCUAAUAAUAACUCUUCUUCCAAUAAAGGCUUGGUCUAGUAGUCUUUUUGCUAAAAACCUCCCAGACAGCAAAAUCAAAGUAUCUAAUAAAUAAAUGGCACUCUAAGUAGACAGUAAUCCAUAAAUUAUAGCAACCAAUCUACAAAUAUGCAAACUUCACUGACUGCUUAUUAACGAUCAAAAGCUACACUUUCAAAUAUUAAGGGGGCAACAAUGCAUUCCUCAUUAUAAAGAAAGUAAUCUGGAUUAAAUGAAACUCAGAUAUCAGGCUAACUUAUAGUACCAUAAAAUUUGACUAAUAAUUAAAGCUCUUAGUCCCUUGGUCCCAAGAAAAAUCUAAAAAUUCUAUCAUCAACGAAUGUUCUUUCUCACAUGAGUGACAAAUUGAGUAAUAUAACACCAAAGUAUUAGAAUCACUAAGACAGUAGUAGCACAUCAUGCAAGAGAAAGCAACAGAUAUAAAACACAGCCGUGUCAUCUUCUAGUUAUCAAUCGAUAGUAGAAAUGAGCGGCAAACAAGUACUUCAAGAACUCAAUAACUUCAACCCCCUUGGAACUUUUAAGUAAGCUCAUAGAACAUUCUCAAAAGAAAGUGAAAAUAGGGCCCCUCUAUAAUCCACGAAUAAUCUCAGUGAUGCCAAACCUUCUCAGAAUAAUCUGAAUCUUAUGUACUAUAAAAGAAAUGAAUCUUAAAGUAAGAAGCGACUAGAUAACACUAGAGUCAAGGGAGGGUAGCAACCUUAGAAUGAAAACUUGCUUCAAUACAAUGCAGCUUCUUAAAGUAAAGGGAGAGGUUAUCUGACAUUAAAAUGA